Spodoptera frugiperda (fall armyworm) is the source of this 5213-nucleotide messenger RNA. RefSeq names its product voltage-dependent calcium channel subunit alpha-2/delta-3 (gene stj). Gene Ontology annotation, molecular function: voltage-gated calcium channel activity. The coding region runs from base 242 to 4084 and encodes 1280 amino acids. The transcript has 29 exons. The record is from RefSeq and is a predicted model, not a curated record. Gene Ontology annotation, cellular component: voltage-gated calcium channel complex. NCBI's taxonomy places the organism in Eukaryota, Metazoa, Arthropoda, Insecta, Lepidoptera, Noctuidae.
GCCACUCGCCAGUCGAGCCGCGCAGGGGAACCAGCGCGCAUGCCCGCCCCGCGCUCACUCGCGCCUGCGCACUGCGACGCACACCUAUCAACCUUAUCAAUGUUCGUCGCCCAGUACCUAACACAGCCUGGCCGUCUAACAUCGGAAUCCCUAAACAUCAUCAAUGUCAUAAUUAGAUUAAGUGCGUAACAUGUCCUCGUAUCAUUCUAGUCAGUGAAACAAAUACAGCGCAGUGGUUCUGAUGUGCAAGUGUGUCGGUGCCUUCGUGUUACUUCUACUGGUAUUGUUCCUGGACUCCAGGGACUGCUCGGCUAGUGAUGCCCCUGCCAAAAUAUCGCUUAACUCGGUACAAGCAUGGGCGGUUAAACUCGGUACCGAGUUAUAUCACUUCGGGGAGUUCAUCACUAGGAAGAAAGAAGUUCAGGAUAGCUUUAAAUCUGCUCAAGUCGAAUCGAGAGAUGGGGAAAAAUUAGUCCAGAGUAUGUCAGACGAUAUUCGCGCCAUGAUGGAACUGAAAAUUAGCGCUGUCAAGAGGAUAGUAGACGCGGCACAAAAUAUGGCUUUUGACAAACAAAACGAACCGGUACCUGAGGACUUUCAGUUCUACAAUAGUAAGGAGAUGGAGGAGCCGUGGGAUGAGGUGUCGAUCACCACCACACCAGAAACAGACUUCGGCCAGGAAAGCUGGAUAGUACGGCCUCCAUCAAAGAACGCGCAUACACAGCAAAACCCACAUUUUUCUAACAUUCCAGUAAACACUAAUUUUAGCAGUGUGCACGUUCCAACAAAUGUUUAUGCUUGGGCACCCGAGGUUAUCAAAGGAAUCCAUUGGUCGGAAGGUCUGGACACACACUUCAUAAACAAUUAUCAGAGUGACCCUACGCUGUCGUGGCAAUAUUUUGGCAGUUCUACUGGAUUCAUGAGGCAUUAUCCUGCUUUAAAAUGGAGGGCUGACCCCGUGGACAUUUACGAUUGUCGGACCCGCGCGUGGUAUAUGGAAGCAGCUGCGAGUCCAAAGGAUGUGAUCAUUUUAGUAGACCGCAGCGGGUCAAUGACCGGCCAACGACGGGAUAUCGCCAAACACGUUGUUACCAACAUACUUGAUACCCUCGGCAAUAACGAUUUCGUCAAUGUGAUGACAUUUGCUGAUACCGUGGAGGAAAUCGUACCGUGUUUUGAGGAUUCCCUUGUACAAGCUACCCUGGGAAAUCUCCGGGAACUGAAGUUGGCAAUGGACAAUUUCGAAACACAGGAGAUAGCAAACUUUUCAGCGGCUUUGACGAGAGCAUUCGAGCUAUUGGAAAUAUACAGGAAUAACAGCGGUGGAGCUAACUGUAACCAGGCAAUAAUGCUGGUUACAGACGGCGUACCGUACAAUUAUAAAGAAAUAUUCGAGAAGUUCAAUUGGAAAUACGAUACCCCAGUGAGAGUGUUUACGUACCUGAUAGGGCGUGAGGUAAAGGUGGCAGAUGUGAGAGAGGUGAAAUGGAUGGCGUGUGCCAACCGCGGGUUCUACGUGCACCUGAGCACUCUGGCAGAGGUGCGCGAGCGCGUGCUCGAACAUGUGAACGUGCUCGCGCGCCCUCUCGUGCUACAAAGAGCGAAACACCCUGUCGUCUGGACUCCUGUCUACGCUAACGUCACUGACCCAAAAGUAGCCGAUUACUUGUGGGAGCAACGUGAGCGUGCUGAACAAAAGGAGCGCUUCAUGAGCCAGCGACGUGAUAAAAACCUGUUCAAUUCGGACAAGGAACAGGACAGACGAUGGAGAAUUACUCAGAUGAAACAAGGCCAGUACAGUGAACUUGGGAAUUCUCAGUAUCAGUUAAUGACGUCAGUGUCAAUGCCCGUGUACGACCUGCGGCACAAUGAGAACAUCACAGAGAAUGUACUGAUAAAUGAAGCUUACUGGGUUUCGGUUACGAAAGAGUCCGUAGAGGAGAACGGCCAGAAAGAGAUGCGUAUAGCUAGACUUUUGGGAGUAGCUGGCACUGACGUACCUCUUUCUGAGAUACAAGCUCUCAUGACACCAUACAAGAUUGGUGUUAAUGGUUAUGCUUUCAUAGUGACUAACAACGGAUAUAUAUUGAUACAUCCUGACCUGAGGCCCGUUUUCCAACAAAUCCUGAAACCUAGUUACAAUAGUGUCGACAUGAUAGAAGUCGAACUGUUCGAUGACGACCGUGGGCCCAGGAACUUUAGCAAGGAACUCACCGCCUUACGUAAAGAGAUAAUAGACCAGAAGACUGGCAACAAGGUGAUGAGCGUGAAGUACCAUCUCGAUGACAUGAAACGAGUAUCUCGAGCAAAAAGACAUUACUUCUGGACUGGUAUCAGCGAUUCCCCGUUCACGUUAGUUGUGGCCAUUCCGGAGAACUAUGGACGACACCGUAUCACACCCCCACCUACAGACGACAUACACAGACUCUCACUAACAUCUAAGAAUAUUUCGGCGAGGCAAUAUCUGUCGGACAAGUGGAGCGUCCAUCCUGAUUGGUUAUAUUGUCGGCAUUACGAGCGUACAUUUGCGAAUGCUGAAGAAGAAUUACUUUACUUCUUGGAACGAGUGGCCAAGCCAGGUUGGCGCUGGCCAGCCAAGCCCCGGCCUCCAGAACACCAUAAGAACAAAACUGGUCACGAGCGGCAUAAUAACGGAACAUCAGAGGCGAGGGAGAGGAACAAGAAUGAAUAUUAUUGUGACCAUGGCUUAAUGCAAGCCUUGGUGUAUGAUGCCCGAAACACAGCUUGGUUCAACAAGAGCAUCUCAGAAUCCGCAUCAGAUGAAAAGGCCCCAUUGACAAAAGUGAUCGGAUUAUUGCCGAGGGUGGAGUUCAUUCAACGCUUUGGAUACAUCGUGGCUUUCCUGUCGACGCACAGUGGUCUCACACGGUGGCAGACCCAUCCGCCUAAAGAACAUGAUAAUGACAAACCAGAAUUUGGAAAACAGUGGCCACGAGCUAUCGAGGAAGUGUGGUACCGUCGGGCAGUGGAACAGCACUAUGUGGAUCCCCUCAGUUACGUGUACAGCGUCGACCUGAGCACUGACAAGUUUCCCCUCAACGUCAGCCUGGCUAUGGUCACUGCAUCGCAUGCGGUAUUCCAUGGAGACGGACAUAGGAAGGCUCCAGCCGCUGUCGUUGGCUUCCAAUUCAAACAUGAACGACUCAGCGAAUGGUUCGAUAAUAUUACUUCUUCGUGCGAACACAACAAGGAGUGCACAACCUGUCAAUCUGAAAGCUGGGACUGUUACUUGGUGGACAACAAUGGCUGGAUAAUUGUCAGCGAAGACGCGACUCAAACUGGACAAUUCUUUGGAAGGAUUCGACCAGAUAUUAUGGCGAGGUUGGUGGAAGACGAAGUGUACAAGGCGGUGCACAUCGUAGACUAUCAAGCAGUCUGCUUCAGAGAAAAGAAAACCACGAACCCAGCCACAAUGCUGUUUACCCCUCUUGAGAACUUGCGGCUCGUGAUGGCUUGGUUCAUAGCCACCACGGUUUGGUUCUACAACUGCAUCACCACAGGUUUGGCACAAGCAUCCAGCUACUCGUUGGACGACGAGAAUGUUACACCCACCGCGUACCAGAGUUACGAGAACGAUGAAGAGACUGACGACCCGGGUAUGAAUAAACCUCCGAACAUGCGAGUGUUGGAGAGAGAUUAUGAGAAGUUGGUGUUGAUAAACCGGACCAGGCCAACUCCUUGCGACAGGGAGAUGUAUCUGUACCAGCUGACAGACUACAGCAACCUGGACGCGAAGCUGAACGUGCCAGUGGACGAUAAAUGCCACCGGCCCUUCUACGCGCAGCAUGUCAACUACACCAACAUGCUCAUGAUAGUCGUAGACGCGAACUGUCCGAAGCUAGAAGUGGCCGCCAUGUCGGUAGACGCGACUGAGGUGAACUACAACGAAUCGCUGCCCUGCUUGAAGCAUAUGCAUCCUUUGUACAGGAAGCAACCCACUUCUUGUAUCCGGAAUCAUACUGAGGAAAGCAAUAUCGACAUGUGUGGACGCGGCAGUUUACCGGGCAACUGCAAGACAUGGGUUACACUGAGUCUAUUUUUAAUACUUCGGUAUCUGGCGUAGAUUUUGAAAAUGUUCUAUUAAAAGGCUAAGAGCCUCCGUACAUAUAUUGAAUGUUAGACAAUUGCUAACUAAACAAGUCAUAAUGGUGUGGUCACAUUGAGAGCCAGCAUUAGAAUUUCUAGAUACGAGCUAGUAUAUAGUUCUAUCAGCGACCUGCCAGUGUGAACGCGCCUUUAUAGACCUGUAUGGCUAUCGAUAUCUUUGCCAAAUGGGAGUCAAGUAUUUGAAGAAAUGAUAAUUCUUGAUGAAAGGAUGCCAUAUUCUUCAAUUAUGUUAUUCACGCUUUUCCCAAUAAUAGUCAAAGUUUUCUACAACAGAAAAUAACACACCUGUGUUCUGUGUAAGUACCUUUAAAAUUCUCAAAUAAAAUAAUAGAUAUUAUAAAAUAGUUAUGUACUACGUUUUGUUAUCAAAUGUCAUAGUUUAUUGAAAUACUUAUAAUUAUGUUCAUAGAAAAUUUUAAAGACUUGUCAAACUUAUUUAAAACCUCUAAAUAGUUUAUAUUGUGUUAAUAAAUUGUGAAUUACAUUGAUCUCUGCUUUUAGAUUAGGUAGGUAAUUAAAGAAAGUACAUGUCAUUCCCACAUAUCAAAUUUUAAAUGAUAGAGUAUGCUCCCAUUGUGCCACAAUAGGAAGCAAUAAUAAAAAUAUUCAUAUCAACAAAUUGGACGAUCCUCAAACACCAUGUGGAGUGUUAGUUAAAUUAUAUAAUAAAAUAAAAAUUUAAUUGGUAAGAUAAUAAUAUAGCUUUUGUAAAGGAAAUGGCUUUUUGCAUAAUUUUCUAGUUUAUACUUUGUCAGUUUAUUCUGUUGUAAAUUAAUUUUAAUGUCACCUUUGCUCCGUCCUGCCAGUAAAUUAUUAAUUGGGAUGGAAGUAUUUUAUAACAUCCGUAACAAGUAACAACAAGCAAUUAAGGAGAACAUUUCAAUUUAAAUUUUUAUUCUAUCCUUCAAUUACUUAUAUCGAUGCAGUAUUACACCACAGAGUGGUCGUAUAUUUGUAAUUAUAUUAUUAUUAGAUUUUAGUAUUUCGAAUCUCUGUCAUUUACGUAUUUGUCUUAGACGUGAACUCUUUACUUAAUUACUGAAAUGUGAUUGUUUGAUUGUACAAAAUAAAUCAUUACAAUUCAA